CUUUAGUUUUGUCUCAAUCGCUGUCCGAUACAGUUGUCUAUAGAUUGCAUUAACUAUUGACUUUUAAUUAGUAUUAUUUAACUAUAUAUUUAUAACACGUUUGUUUCACAACAACAACAACAAAAUAUAAAUUAUUUUAUUGAUUAAUUAUUGCUAAAAUUGUAAUUAAUGUGUGAUUAUCUGAAUUGAAAUGGCGGCCACUGUAGCGAUGGACCACACGAUGACAACAAUGGGUGGUAUGGAUAUGGAUAUGGAUAUGGGAAUGAAGAUGUACUUCCAUACCGGGUAUGAAAAAAUGGUUCUGUUCGAGCAUUGGAUGGCCACCACUCCAUGGGGAAUGAUCGGCGCGUGUGUCUUCUUCUUCGUGUUGGGCGUAAUCUAUGAGGGGUUGAAAUAUUACCGCCAAUUCCUGGCACUCAAAGCGCAGUCUUUGCUCACAAUUCAGGUCCACGAAGAGAGCGGAAACGGCUCGACGAGUACAGCGACACCCGAUUCGCCCAUUUCUAGCGCCGAUAAAUACGAUCGUCCGCUUCACACAACCGACUGCACCGUAAGGCCAGCCAUUCGGCGCCUAUCGUUCGCUCACAUCUAUCAGACAGCUCUCCAUAUGAUACAAAUGUUAAUAUCAUAUGUCCUAAUGUUGGGAGUCAUGACAUUUAAUGUGUGGUUAUGUUUGGCUGUUAUAUUGGGCGCCGGUUGCGGGUAUUUUCUAGUCGGUACCCAAAAGCCCAGCACCUCCUCAGCCUUUAGUGAUCACUGUCAC
This is a messenger RNA of Medioppia subpectinata, 763 nucleotides long. NCBI's taxonomy places the organism in Eukaryota, Metazoa, Arthropoda, Arachnida, Sarcoptiformes, Oppiidae. The record is from the annotation of a GenBank genome assembly.